AUGGAUGCUGAGAUUCUGCUCUUACCCAUCCUAGGGACCCUGCCCAGACGCUCCACCAGGGCUGAGCCAGACUCUGUAAGCCCCCAGGGGUGGCCUGUGACCAUUGUGUGCAGGGGCCCUGCUGGGGCUGAGGAAUUCCGUCUGGAGAGGACGGAAAAUAGGAGUGACUUCAAGGAUGAGAAUACUGUGUCUCAAAUUGGUCCACAUGAGACAGAGGCCAGAUUCACCAUCACCGCUGUGAGUGGAGACACUGCCCAGCAUUAUCAGUGCCUCUAUCGAACAGGUAGUGACUGGUCUGAGCCCAGGGAUGCCCUGGAGCCGGUGGUGACAGGUGAGGAGGUCUCUGCUCUGCCCUCAGGCUCCCCUGCCCCCUCCCGAACCCCAAGCCCUCUGGCUCCCUCUUCCCUCUGCACACACAUCUCUCUGCCUUCACACCUGGCUCAGGUCCCUGGAGCCUCGUCUCACCUGGACACCACGGUGACCUGGGCACUCAGCCCCAGCAUCAGGGUGGGCACAGAGCUGUCCCUGCUGGGCUGGCGGGGAGAGCGCUUCCAGAGACGGGGCCUGCCGACAGAGCAUGUUUCUAUUCUCAUUGGGGUCCCUGUGGCCUUUCUCCUUUGUCUCCUCCUCCUGGGCCUUUUCCUCCUCCAUCGUCAGCGCAAGAGAAAACGGGGGCCCCCCAGCAGCGAAGGUGAGGAGCAGAGGCCGCAGGAGAGGCGAGGCUCCUGGGAAAGACCCCCAGGCCCCCAAUCUCCUGCCCCCAGGGCAGCCCCGAGGGCUCACGUGUCCUUUCUCCUCAGGCUCAGCCCAGCUGUGGACGCCCCAGAUGGGACACCAGAUCUGGCCACUGUCGACAGACUUCCUGAGAAGAAUGUGGAAGUGGACACCUCAGCCCCUGCUGCAGGAGGCCCCCAGGAGGUGAUAUAUGCCCAGCUGGACCACCCGGCCCUCACACAGAGGGUGGCCAGAGCUGUGCCCCCACUGUCCACAGAGCCCACAGCCAAGUCCAGCACGUAUGCAGCCCUUGCCAGAAACUGA
This is a messenger RNA of Mesoplodon densirostris (Blainville's beaked whale), 1038 nucleotides long. RefSeq names its product leukocyte-associated immunoglobulin-like receptor 1. NCBI's taxonomy places the organism in Eukaryota, Metazoa, Chordata, Mammalia, Artiodactyla, Ziphiidae. The coding region runs from base 1 to 1038 and encodes 345 amino acids. The transcript is spliced from 6 exons. The record is from RefSeq and is a predicted model, not a curated record.